AUGGCUGGGGUUAGUGUAGACCCCCAAAAGAUGGAAGCCGUAGCAAAUUGGGAAAGACCAACCAAUGUGUUUGAGGUACGUAGCUUCUUGGGCUUGGCAGGUUACUAUAGGCGCUUCAUUGAAGGUUUCUUGAAGAUAGCCCUCCCAUUAACAAGUCUGACUAAGAAGAACGUAAAGUUCAAUUGGACUUUGGAUUGUGAAAAGAGCUUACAAGAUUUGAAGAAAAUGGUAGUUACAACACCUAUACUUACGUUGCCCACUCCCGGCAAGGAGUUUGUGAUUUACUAUGAGAAUAGGUUGUGUGUUAAUGCAGAAGGGAAGGUAGCCUAUGCUUCUCAACAGCUAAAGAAGCACGAGGGCAACGAAAAUUAA
Benincasa hispida (wax gourd) is the source of this 372-nucleotide messenger RNA. NCBI's taxonomy places the organism in Eukaryota, Viridiplantae, Streptophyta, Magnoliopsida, Cucurbitales, Cucurbitaceae. The record is from RefSeq and is a predicted model, not a curated record.